AUGGGGUUAGAGACGUUCUUGGUGGGGGGUCCAAAAAAGAAAAAGUCUGCUGGGGGUAAAAAGAAACUGAGCAAAGCUGAAAGGCUGAAAUUGCAGAGAGAAGAAGAGGAGAGAAGGCUGCUAGAAGAAGAGCAAGCCCGAUUCCGCGCCGAGCAGGAACAAGCUAUAAGGCUCGAAAAGGAAAGGAUUGAAAGGGAGAAGAGAGAACGCCUGGAAGUCAAAGAUCAAGAUCGCAGGGGGAUUGAACUUGCUGAACUUCAUGUGCUAGAAGAAAACUUUUUGACUGCGAGCCGAUGGAAGAUGAAAUCUAGAGCCCUUGCUAAGUGGGAACAUUACACCGGCUGUGAUGGGAAUCCGGAUCCCACAGUCCCCCAAGAAAUUAACACUUUCAUGAGUUUGUGGGAAGAAGACAAAAAUAACGAUAUCCAGACUGUUGUUGAGAAUAGCAACAGGGUGUUAGAAUUAAUUGAGAAGUUGGAGAUUGCCAUUCUGGACACGCCUUUCCAUGAGGUGUCUCCGCGUGAGGUGACUCAGUACCAAGAAACCAUUCUGAAACUGCAGGCUCUCCUUCAUCACAAAUACAACGAAGCAACGGAACAACUGCUGAAGCAAGCUAGUAGUUAUGGCGAAUCGGAAAGCGGGAACAUGGAGGUGGUCAUUACAAAGAAGAACGUCACCUUGUGCAUUUGGGCAAAUCUCAAGAAGAACCCCAGGUUCCGAAGCCAAGUCUUUUAUGACGAAGAGAAGCAGCCUUGCAACGGGUUUGAACUCCCCAAAGCUCUGGCCAUUUGCGAUGUUGCUGUACGCGUCUUGCAUACCCAUUACGAUCACGUAUCUCCCUGUCGGGCUUUCCCCAAAGAACCGCCCAAGCUGGACGUCUCAAUGCUCAAAGUGGUGAGCUCUGUGAAAAGUGCAGAGAAGAAAGGGCGAAAGAUUCAAAAGGCGUUAGGAGAAAGUGGACUGGAAAGCAAGAUUGAGCAAAGCACAGACAGUUCAACGGUCAAUAGCUCAUCACACAACCAAGAAAUUAAGAUUAUCAUACAUGAGUCUGAACUUGCAGAACAUCCCUGCAGCAAGAGUUCCCUCAUCAUUCGAUCCAUUUCCAGAGUGCACGUUUCCUCGUUGCGGAGCGUCGACGAGUCUGAAUGGGAGCCCCUUGAAGAAUAUGUGGUGGAUUUGCACCAGUUCAUGCCAGUGGGCGGCGUGUACCAUUUUGAUGCUCUGAAGCUCCCACCGCAAGCCAAACAAGUCAAGGGAUGGACCAUGGUGGAAGUGCUGGAUACAGGUUUGGAGAGCUAUCCUUACAUCGCAAUGUGCGAAGAAGGUGAGGACCCCCUUUCCACGACUGUCGGAAUCACCGUCCGGCUUCUUGACAGCGUGAUCUAUUUUGAGGAGCCUCUGAUUGCAAGAUGGGAUCCUGAAGGCAAAUACUGGAGAACGGAUGAGAUUGGGGAAGUGGUCUACAACAUGAAAGAGAAGGCAAUCUCCUUCAAAAUGAACGGCUUCUUCACCGUGACAAUGCUCCAAGAUGCCCACCUCAACAUGCCCUACCAGUCCUGGGAGCUCCGGCCCAACGCCAUCGACGAAGCCGUUUUCAGCAUCCUCAGUACCUUUGCCGAGGUGCAGAUUCAAAUCAAGGACAACCAGUGCAUGCUAGACAGAGUCAGCACUGUGGAAGAAACUGAUCACCUUUCCAAGUUGAAGGGGAUAUGGAUGAGUCCGCUGGCCCUUACAAGGGCUCUGAAGCGGGCUGGGAUGAACAUCUUCCCAGAGGAAUACUCUCCAAAGUAUGUCAGCAUGAACAAAAAGACACUUGUAGCUGAAGUGACUGCCUAUCAGCAAAUGGCUAUUGUUGCAUCUGCUUUCGCCUUCAGCUGGAGCAAGUGGAACUCACAGAGCGGAGAAAGCAACGUGGUCUUUAAGAGCUGUGAACACUUGACGCAAGACCCUGUACGUGAUGCAACCUGGGCCCUUUAUAUGUUCAACGGGGAAAGAGCUCAGAGGCUUAUGAUCACGGAGGAAAGUGAUGCCUUCUCCAAGAACAUAGCAGAAGACACAGAAUUCCACUCCACCCUUUACCACCUGCUCCGAGACGCUAGUACCGACGCGGGGAUGGAGAGAGUCAGUCACACCCACUACCUCUUCAUUGAUGCUGUCUACCAGCUGCUCCUUGCUACCAGGGUGCUAACAUAUGCUUAAGACGUCACGUGCCA
Elgaria multicarinata webbii is the source of this 2213-nucleotide messenger RNA. It is a transcript of the gene DNAI7, whose product is annotated as dynein axonemal intermediate chain 7. Lineage: Eukaryota; Metazoa; Chordata; Lepidosauria; Squamata; Anguidae. The transcript has 16 exons. The record is from RefSeq and is a predicted model, not a curated record. Gene Ontology annotation, cellular component: axoneme. Bases 1 to 2199 code for a protein of 732 amino acids. Gene Ontology annotation, molecular function: microtubule binding; beta-tubulin binding.